AUGGAUGAGGCUCUGAAGACGGCCUUUACCAGCGUGCUUGCUUCUCCGCCAGGUGCAACAUCAAGCGGAGCUCGACUGGGGUAUGCCACGCUGCAUCGAGACGUCUACGCGGCAGCUAACAGGGGCGAGGAGGAGGUGCACGCCCUCGCUGCCCUGUUCCACUAUGCGGCCGCGUCGUCCCUCCGUAGCUUCCUUGCCACCCUUCCAGCCCCUCAGCUCCUGGACGAGUGGCAGCGAGUGCAGAACCUCGAUCGAUUUGUCAUCAAGCUCGUAAGCGGAAGACGUCGCCUGCUCAGCCUUCACCCGCACUUGCCCGCCGUGGGAGCGCUGGCCUACCGCGACCUCCUCGCUCACCACCCGGCAGUCCUGCGUGUGACCGCGAUGGCGGAGAGAGGGUCUGGAGGAAGCUUGUGCGAGGGCAUGGACAUCGAAGUCGCGGCUCCGACUAGAACUGACCAACACGUCAACACGCAAGACGAAGCAGAUGACCGCAAUAAGACUAGGCUACAGUCUGCUCUCGAAACUAUUCACAAAGGCGUGGUGGAGGCCAUCGCCAAAGCGGAAGAGAUGAGCGAGCUGCGGUUGGCCUUGCCUGAAGUACAGAAGCCAUUCCCGCGCACCCGGUUCACGCGCACCAAGAAUAUCCUUCACGACUUGGACGACAUCUCGUUCUUGCGCCCGUCUGCCUUCUCUCCCGACCAGGUGAAAUACGUGGACCUGCACCUGGACCAAAUGGGAUUCGUGCUUGAAAACGUGUUUUCGGUGGACGAGUGCCGUGCUCUCAUCUCCGAGUCCAAGCGCGUGGGCUACGGCAGCCUCGAGGGCGAAUUCCUUCCCUCAAUGCGGGACAACAAGCGCGCGUUGAUCAUGUGCCCAAAGCUCGCUGAUGAGCUGUGGAAUCGGGUGAAGUCGUUCAUCGAACGCGAUGCGCGCGUCCUCGCCCUCCGACCGUUUGGAUUCAACGCACAGGGAACUUGGAAGCCGACGCGCCUCAACCCCCUCUUCAGGUUCGUAGGUUUCGUGCCACAUCGCGACGCCAGCUUCAUCGGAGGUUCAGAGGAGCGCUCGAUCUUCACCAUCAUGCUGUACCUCAACGACGAGUUCGAAGACGGCACCACCAACUUCCUCCACUCGCACACCGGCGGUCGUAUAGAUGAAACGAUCGACGAGGAGCUAAAGCGAGGGUACGAUGUGGUCUAUAAGCUGCGGCCAAAGCCGGGGCUCUGCGUGAUCUUCGAGCACACGAUUCUCCACGAGGGAGCACCGGUGCCGCAGGGACACAAAACCGAAAACCCCAAGGCGGGCGACGAGUCGUACCGCACGCAUCCGCUCUACCGCCGAAUGGUGCAGUACUACAAGUUUCACCUCUUCAAGAGGCUCGAGAUGGGGAACCACUCAACGGGUGGUGCGGUGCAGGACGCGGCUGACGAGGAGUGUCACGGGCGAGUCGACAAGUCCAGCGAGCUAUACGAGCGUGCCCUGUCCAUUCGUCAGUGGUACCGCGAGGCUUCGUCCUGA
Messenger RNA from Acanthamoeba castellanii str. Neff, 1518 nucleotides. RefSeq lists its product as uncharacterized. Lineage: Eukaryota; Discosea; Longamoebia; Acanthamoebidae. Gene Ontology annotation, molecular function: iron ion binding; procollagen-proline 4-dioxygenase activity; L-ascorbic acid binding. Gene Ontology annotation, biological process: peptidyl-proline hydroxylation to 4-hydroxy-L-proline. Gene Ontology annotation, cellular component: endoplasmic reticulum. The record is from RefSeq and is a predicted model, not a curated record. The transcript has 12 exons. Bases 1 to 1518 code for a protein of 505 amino acids.